Messenger RNA from Tigriopus californicus, 4602 nucleotides. RefSeq names its product vascular endothelial growth factor receptor 1-like. Gene Ontology annotation, cellular component: signaling receptor complex. The record is from RefSeq and is a predicted model, not a curated record. The coding region runs from base 91 to 3636 and encodes 1181 amino acids. Gene Ontology annotation, molecular function: ATP binding; transmembrane receptor protein tyrosine kinase activity. Gene Ontology annotation, biological process: multicellular organism development; positive regulation of kinase activity; cell surface receptor protein tyrosine kinase signaling pathway. The transcript is spliced from 2 exons. Lineage: Eukaryota; Metazoa; Arthropoda; Copepoda; Harpacticoida; Harpacticidae.
GAUUGGCAAAAUCAAAUCCAAGUCUUCAGGUUUAUCGUGAAGGACAGCUUCAUUAGUGUCACGUUCAAACGGCAGCAAUUCGAAUAUGACAUGAAAAUGAGAGUGACGCUAUUUGUUGCGGCCUGCUUGUGCUCUGAGCUUCCAUCCAAGUAUCUCGCCAGUGGUUUUGUUGUCAGUGAAGGUGAACCUUGGACCUUGAAAUGCAGUAAGACAGUUGUCACUCCACUAGUCACUUCACUAGUCAAUCCACUCGUAUGGUUCAAGGACAAUGAUCGAAUCGACCACAACCAAAGGAUUUUCCAGACUAACUACCCACUCGCAGGUGACAAGACAAAAGUCGAUCUUGUCAAUUCAAUAACAAUCCCAUCGGUCAACUAUACUGACGUCGGACUUUAUAAAUGUCGCGAUGAAUCCAUGGAUGUUUUCGUACGCGAAGAGUACCUCUUUGUCAAUUCAUCAAGUAAAUUGAUAUGUCCCCUUCGGCCAUGGGAGAAUGUCUUCGUGAGGGUCUCUACGAAGCAGACCAUAAUUCCUUGCAGACCAACCCACCCGGAUAUCAAGAUGAGUUUAAUCCACACUGAUAUAAACCAAACGAUUGACGAUCUCGACAAGUAUAACAUAGAAUUUGAUCCUAAAGAAGGAUUCGUCAUAACCCAAGGCAUAAUGAUGCGGCAUAAUGGAUACUUCCAGUGCUUGGCCCAAUGGGGAAACAAGAGUGAGUCGCUUAAUUUUCAAUUGCUAUUCAGUGCCCAAAUCGAAAAACCAGUCGUACCCCUAAUCACAACUCAAACUAAGUAUUGGGCCGAGAAUGACAACCAAAGCCUCGAGUGCAAAACUGUUUUGCAUGGGUUGCUUCCAACCAAUCUUGACCUUACUUGGGAUGGCCCACAGGGUUUCCGCGAUGCUCAACGAACGGGUCAAGUUGCUAUUACUAACACUCGGUUGAAGAGUGAGGUCAUUUCAUUGUUGCAAGUAUUCGAUGUCUCUGAAAAUUUUUCUGGUAGAUACGCUUGCCAAGUCCAGGGCAAUUACGAUGCAACGUCAGAAUCUAUUGACAUAACAGUGAUUCCGAGUCAGUCUUUCAAAUGGGAACUAUCUGCUUUUAAUCCAACCGUGUCGGUGGAUUUGUUCGAACAAGUACGUUGGGUUGUCCAUGCCAUUGCUCCAUUCCCCGUCAAAGCAACUUGGCAAACCCCAGAUGCAAAAAUCAUCAGUUCAGAUGCAAAGAGUCAUCCCAAGUACUCUCUUUCUGUGCGAAAGGUCGAAACCGUAGGCAAUUUCGAGAUUGUCUGCCAAGUGCAAAACGUUACCGUGACAGACAUGGGAAGUUACACGCUUCACAUUAGCGAUGGAUCAAACCAGACGUCGUUGCAAUCCCAAAUCAAUAUGACGCUUUACGUGCGAAGCCCUCCUCAAGCAAAGGCAUCUAUUACAGGAGUUUAUCCUUUUCAUACGGACGCUGUAAAAGAAAUAUCCAUAGAUAUCAUUGGAUUUCCAUUGAACAAUAUGAUUGCCACAGCUUCAGUCAAGACCUGCAACCUCCAAGGAUGUCAACUAGAUGAUUCACGUUUGGAGACCAUAUUCCACAAGGUGAGCUCCUUUGAAGGAACACUGAGAUUUCCUGGCCUCGUGCCAACACAAAAUCAAGUGAUCACGAUCGAAGCGUGUGAUAAUCAUGGAUGUUUGAAUGGCUCUUUUGGCUUAUUCUACGCCAAAAACGGAAAGCUCUUGUCAGUAGAGCGUGCAAUCCAUGACCAACAGGUAAUCCUUACCUGCCAUGCGUCACUUUUGGCCUACAGCUCGAUAACUUGGUUCCUUAAGAAACCCAACUCAACGAAUGAGAUCGCACUUCCAAGGACAAAUAGAUCCCUACGAAGAAAUCAGACCAUUCUGGACAUGUCCUAUUCUCUAAAGAUAGAUCAGCAGGGCAACUACAUUUGUCGGGGAAAUUCAUUGACACAGACGGUGUUCAAUAAUUUCAACAUUCCUCUUCCAUCAAUGGCAGACUACAACACUUUAGAAGAUGCUCAAUUGAAGGAACCAAAGGUUUUGCUGACAAUCGAAUAUCCGCGUCCACGGUUCGAAAUCGGCAAAACGAUCACUUUGAAUUGUGACAUUAUUUCAGGAUCGCCCGUUCCAACUUUGUCAUGGUGGAAAGAUGGCCAAGAAUUGAAAAAUUCUACGAAUUGCACAUUGUCUGAAAAUCAAAACCAAUUGCGACUUCUUAAUACUGAAGCUGAUUUCCACUUAGGAUACUACACAUGUCAAGCCAAAAACCUCGCCGGGGAGGUAAAACAAAGUUUGCCCAUUGAGAUGGACGAAGCGCCGAGGAAAAGGGGUUGGAUAAAGGCCAUCUCAAUAUCAAUGCCUUUAACCUUGCUUCUGUUUCUGGCCAUAGUUGGAUUCUUUUUGAGAUCGAAAUGGAAUUUGCGAAAUAAAAAGAUCAAAGAUCAAUCGAAUUCCAUUGGCAAUGAUCAUCUAGAGGUUCCUUACCAGAACAUCACAUUUGGCUGUGAUUUAGGGUCAGGCAAUUUUGGCCUUGUCAAAAAGUGCAUUGUAUCCGGAUUGAACGAAAAGAAACCCAAAGAGACGAUGGCAGUGGCAAUCAAGAUGAUGAAACCGAAUCCCAAAGAAGAGGAUCUGAACGAGCUUCAUUCGGAACUGCGGAUCCUAACAGGGAUUGGCCAACACGAGCACAUUGUCACUCUUUUGGGAGCCCACACGGGCGCACUUACGCAACAGAAACAACUGUACCUUAUCCUUGAAUACUGCCCUUUUGGAAACCUUUUGAACAUACUACAGAAGAACCGUUGGACGUUCCAACAACACAACAUGCAUCGAAGUAAAAGUAAACCUUUUUAUGAGGAAGUCGCAAUGGAAGAGGGAGGGCCUAAAUCAGCAAAAUCGGUCCACUCCGAAUCCAUGAUACCCCUAUUGCACACGAAAUGUUCGCCUGGCUUUGAAACAAAAUUGACCGAGGGUUUCCAAUACGAUAAUGAAAACAGCCAACAACCUUUGACCGCCGGUGACCUUUACGAAUGGGCAAAACAAGUUGCCAUGGGAAUGGAUUACAUUUCCCGACGAGGAAUUUUACAUGGCGAUUUAGCUUGUCGUAAUAUUCUUAUCAGCAAGUACGGAAAAGCCAAAAUUUCGGACUUUGGAAUGGCAAGAAACAUUCAAAAUACCAACUCGUAUUUGAAACUGCGAUCCAUGCCAUUGCCAGUGAGGUGGAUGUCACCCGAAUCAAUUGUACAUUCCAUCUUUACAACCGCGACUGAUGUGUGGUCAUUUGGGAUUCUCCUGUGGGAGUUGUUCUCUUUGGGAGAAACGCCCUAUCCAGAUUUAAAGGACAAUAGAAUAAUUCAUAAAAUCAUUCCUAGCUCAAGGCCAUCCUGUCCUCAAUUUGCAUCAAAGCCCAUAUUCGCUCUAAUGACGUCGUGUUGGAAUACCAAUGCCAGAGAGAGGCCCAAAUUUGAGCGAGUGGUUAUUGAGCUCAACGACAUCAUUGACUCUCAUGAACUUGAUACAUCUCCGAGGUGUGAAGAUUCGUGUCAUUUUCAAUUAACCUCUUCUUCAGCACAAGUUUUUUUGUCACCCUCGCUCAAACAUGUGGAGAAUACGCCAUAUUUACAAUGAUUACACACACAGCAGAGGACGAAAAUUUGAGUCCACCGGCAAGCAUUAAAUAACUGUCAAUCGUAACAACCACCAUUUUCCCUCUUGAACUUCGUUUGAGUUGAAUGGUCUUCGUUGGCUUCAGCGAUUACUCAGACCUCGAAGCCAGAGCAUUGCCCCCUUUGGCCCAGGACUCCAUCAAAUGAGUGGUGGUGUAAGGGCCAACUGUGAGUAGAAGUGUGCGUACGGACACAUGUGUAUGUGUGUGCGUGUGUCCAUUUUGCCAUUAAGCACAUCUCAAGCGGUUCAUUUUGAUUUCAAGCUCAACACGAGUGGUGGCAGUGGUGGCAGUGGUGGUGGUAGUGAUGAUGAUGAUCAUGAUGAUACGUGGUUAGAAAUGUCCUUGCAGUUUUGUGAAUUCGGUCAAGGGUUUUAGUUUCGAUUCAGAGUGCGCCGUGAUAACAUCAAAGUGACUGACAUCAAUUGUAAAUAUUUCCAACCAUGUCACUUGGCAGUGCCUGCUUUCUUCAUGAAAUCGUGUGGUGUACUUUCAUCUUGUUAACAAUGAUUCCUUACCACGAGAUAACUUGCUUUGACACUAGAUAUUCCAAUCUCGUGGUGUCUCUACUGAAACCGGGCUAUGUUCAACCUCAAGGAUCCGAAACUCAUUCAAUUCGGCCUGUUUCACCUUCGUUACGCAGUAACUUUUCCGUUGAAGCCCUUCAAAGGCAACUUGAAGAGACAACUGCAGGAAUACUUUCUCCUGAGGGCCCUGAUCAAACAACAUUACCAGGGUGCUGUUGGAGGGUCAAAGUGGCUUUCACUAAGGAUCACAUUAACGGGGUAUAUCGGCUUCAUCCGUACAUUUUUGGCUAUUACACAAUGGAGCCCGGUCUCGUCAAUGGUCGAAAUCAUUACGCUUCUGAACCAGAUGGAAGGUUUGUGAUAUCGUAUUGCGGGGAUUCGUGGUGGAUCCAAUCUAACGAC